AAGGCUCGGUCGUCUAGAAGAUUGUGAUGGUCGUGUGUGCUUAGGAGUCAGUCUUCCAUAUGUGUCCAAAUUAACUCCAAACUCUUAAAAAAACUCAUUUAAAACAAAACGACAGAAAAUAAAAAUAACAAUAACAGAGUUAGAUUGGACCGAAGUUUCCAAUAAUGGAAAGAAGAAGUGGUGGUGGUGAUAGGUUUGAAAAUAGGACUACGUAAGGAUUAGACUUGUAGUUGCAAUGCAAGGGUCAUGAAAUGAAUUUCCUCUACUUUGUGACUUUGUCAUGUUUUUCAGUUCUUUAAUUUUGUUUGUUAAAAAAAGUAACACACUAUUGUCAUAAAUGUCUCUGUGUGUGGCUUAAAAUAAAUGGUAAAAUAUAAAUUAUAUUUCCAUGACUUGUUCAACAAGUCAUUGAUUGACUGAAUUUCUCUUCCCUCCUUUAUUAUAAGUAGAUUGUACUUAGAAAGUUGGUGUCACUGUAUCCAGGCAUUGUAUAUAUCUCUGUAUCUUCUUUUGUGCAGCCAUGGAUACCAUGGCUAACUCCAUAUUUAGCCUUCUUGUCACCAUAUUAUGCUUGUUUCUUAACACCCAUAUCUCCCUUGGAACUGACACCAUCUCUGCAAGCCAAUCUCUCUCUGGUGACCAAACCAUUGUCUCAGCUGGUGGAGUCUUUGUAUUGGGAUUCUUUCAUCCAGGUAACUCUUCCAACUACUAUAUAGGUAUGUGGUACAAACAAGUAACUGCACAGACUGUAGUUUGGGUGGCAAAUAGAGAAAAGCCAGUCUUAGAUAGAUUUUCUGAAUUGAGAAUCUUAGAUGGUAAUUUAGUUCUCUUUGAUGAGUCAAACUCUCCAAUUUGGUCCACAAAUGUGAAUGCCACUAUGUUUAGUGGUGGCUCUGUACAUGUUGUUCUAUUGGAUAGUGGAAACUUGGUCUUAAAGGAUGAAUCCAAUAAUAAUUCAAAACCUUUAUGGCAAAGUUUUGAUUAUCCAACUGAUACAUGGCUGCCCGGUAAUAAAUUUGGGUAUAACAAGAGAACUAAGACGAAACAAGUUCUCUUUUCAUGGAAGAAUUCUGAAGAUCCAGCUCCAGGUCUCUUCUCAUUCCAAAUAGACCCUAGUGACACCUCCUAUGUAACACUCUGGAACAGGUCUAGGAUCUAUUGGAAUACCGGUCCUUGGACUGGAAGAUUCACCUUGGCCCCAGAGAAAAGGCCAAAUAUAAUCUUGUAUUUUGAAAUCGUUUCAAAUGACAACGAAACCUCCUUCAUGAUGCAUGCAACUAACUCAACAGUUAUAUCUUUUAUUGCAAUGGAUCUUACUGGGCAGAUGAAGCAACUAAUGUGGCAGCCUGCGAAUGGAUGGAAUGUCCUUCGUACAUUUCCAAGACAACAAUGCCAAGUCUAUGCUUCUUGUGGAUCUUAUGGAAGUUGCAACGAGAACUCCAUCCCUUUUUGUCAUUGUUUGACAGGGUUUGAGCCCAAAUCUUUAAGAGAGUGGGAUUUGAAGCAUUACUCAGGUGGCUGCUCAAGAAAAACUGAAUUGCAGUGUGGGAACGAUAGUAGUUUUGGUAGUGACAAGUUUCUAGCCAUUAAUAGUAUGUCUCUUCCUGAAAAUCAAAUGUUUGUUAAAGCAGGAAGUUUUGCUGAAUGCGAGUCAAGUUGUUUAACUAACUGCUCUUGCACUGCUUAUGCUUAUAACAACAGUGGUUGUUCUAUUUGGAAAGAAGAUCUCUUGAAUUUGGAGCAACUUGGAGAACAUGACAACAGUGGAAGGACACUAUUUAUUCGAUUGGCAGCUUCUGAGUUUCGUAGUUCUAAAGAUAAUAAGGGAGCUAUAAUUGGUGUUGUGUUGGGCUCAACUGCAGGGUUCGUAAUUUUUAUUGGUCUUGGUUUGAUUAUAUUUUUAAAAAGAAGAAAGAAAAUAGUUGGAGCUGGGACAACGGUGGGAGGCUCGUUGAUGGUGUUUGGCUAUAGAGAUUUGCAAAACGCAACAAAAAACUUUUCAGAGAUAUUAGGCAAAGGAGGCUUUGGUUCAGUAUUUAAGGGUGUCUUGCCUGAUUCUACUGUAAUAGCAGUGAAGAAGCUUGAAGGUGUUGGCCAAGGAGAGAAGGAGUUUCGAGCAGAAGUAAGCAUAAUUGGGACAAUUCAACAUGUGAAUUUAGUUCGACUUCUUGGAUUCUGCUCUCAAGGUACUAAAAAGUUGUUAGUCUAUGAUUACUUGUCGAAUGGUUCAUUAGCUUCCCACCUUUUCAACAUAGAAAGAUCUAACAUUUUGGAUUGGAAAACAAGAUACCAAAUUGCUCUUGGGACAGCUAAAGGGUUGGUUUAUCUUCAUGAAAAGUGUAGAGACUGCAUCAUACAUUGUGACAUUAAGCCAGAGAACAUUCUUUUGGACAACGAAUUCUGCUCCAAAGUGGCAGAUUUUGGGUUAGCAAAACUCGUUGGAAGGGACUUCAGCAGAAUCCUAACAACCAUGAGAGGAACAAGAGGUUAUCUUGCACCAGAAUGGAUUGCAGGUGUAGCAAUAACAUCUAAAGCUGACGUAUACAGCUAUGGAAUGAUGCUUUUUGAGUUCGUGUCAGGAAAGAGAAACUCAGGGCAAUGUGAGUUAGAUGGGAAGAUAAGUUACUUCCCAUGCUUGGCUGCAAGUGUUGUCAUGAAAGGAGGAGGCAAUGUCCUAAGCCUACUAGACCCGAGGUUGGAGGAGCAAGCAUGCAUUGAAGAAGUUGAAAGAGUUUGUAGAGUUGCUUGUUGGUGCAUACAAUAUGAUGAAGUUGAUAGACCGUCGAUGAGUAAGGUGGUUCAAAUUCUUGAAGGAGCUAUAGAGGUGGAGCUUCCGCCAAUGCCACGAUCACUGGAAGUUUUUAGUGAUGACCUGGAGAAUGUUAGGUACUUUUCCGACCCAUCCUCAAGCAAGAGUUCUGAGGCACAGAGCCACAUGUCACUUUUUUUAGGCUGAAAAUCUAAGACUAUUACUAUGCUCUCAUUUGUCCCUUUCUAAUAUGCUAUGCUAUUGUGGAGUCUUUUUUAUUAUGUGUAAUAUUUGGAGUUAUUUUCAAUCCAAUAAAUAUUGUUUUUUUUCUUC
Molecule: messenger RNA, 3082 nt
Organism: Cannabis sativa
Lineage: Eukaryota; Viridiplantae; Streptophyta; Magnoliopsida; Rosales; Cannabaceae
Product: G-type lectin S-receptor-like serine/threonine-protein kinase At2g19130
Exons: 1
Coding region: 521-2956 (811 amino acids)
Biological process (GO): recognition of pollen; protein phosphorylation
Molecular function (GO): protein serine/threonine kinase activity; ATP binding
Source: RefSeq, a predicted model, not a curated record